Cajanus cajan (pigeon pea) is the source of this 985-nucleotide messenger RNA. Its product is annotated as transcription factor IIIB. The record is from RefSeq and is a predicted model, not a curated record. NCBI's taxonomy places the organism in Eukaryota, Viridiplantae, Streptophyta, Magnoliopsida, Fabales, Fabaceae.
ACCUGAUUAAAAAAAUAAAGAAAGAAAGAAAGAAAAACUAGUGAGACCUAAUCGAAAACCAGACAGAAUAUUUUUUUGCUGCGAGUUAAAAGCGUUAGGGUGUGGUGUGUGAUGACGAUGAAACGCUGGUAUUAGCCUCCAUUCUCUCACUUUGAAAUUCCAAAACAAAUAGUUGUUGAUGAUUUGUCAACAUGAAUAAGUUGUUAGACUUUGGGAGGAAGGCCCUCUUUUAUGUCAGGGUUCUUUCUGGAUAUGAAGAGCGAAGAAUACGGUCUUACAGGCUGCAGCUUGAGCAACGUGUACAGCAGGCACGAGCAAGGAAAGCAGCCAUAAAUAAAGUACCUGAGCAGGUUAUUUUAUCCGAGGUUCGUCGAAUGGUUGAAGAGAUGCAAGCUUUGAAUAAGAAGCUGGAAGAAACGGAGGCAGCCAUUGAAGACUAUUUCAAACCUUUAGACAAGGAAGCUGAGAUUAUAAUGAAAAUGCAACUACAAGGGGAAGAGAGAACUUCAGAGAUGUUGAUGAAGACACUGGAGAAACAAGCCUUGCUUCAACAAGCUGAAGCAGAAAAAAAGGCAGGUAUGCAUCAAGUUCAUAACUCUGAAGCCAACCUGACUGAAUCUGAGUUGAUGGAAGAAGAGAAAACUUUGAAGGGGAUGUUGAAAGAAAUGCAGCAACAAGUUUUGCUUGAGAAAGCAGAUGCAGAAAAUUCUGAAAAUGUGCAUGAAGCAGACAAGUCUCAUAUCAAUCUGACCCCAGCAUCUACCACCACUUCUAAAUGAAGCUGAGGUUAUAUAAUUUUGAAACAUUGAUGAUUCCUGAUUUUGAGCUUUGAAAUGCAUUUCAGCUUGGCUCUGAAAUGUCAAUCAUCCUUGAAUUGGUGAAUUCAACUAAUCAAGGUAGGACUAGGGUAUAUUUGUAGUUUAUUUGUAUCACUUAUUUUUAUUCAAUAAAAUUUUCGUCUUUUGAGACAUGGUCAGAUAGAAAA